Messenger RNA from Formica exsecta, 1155 nucleotides. RefSeq lists its product as uncharacterized. The record is from RefSeq and is a predicted model, not a curated record. The transcript has 3 exons. Bases 1 to 1155 code for a protein of 384 amino acids. NCBI's taxonomy places the organism in Eukaryota, Metazoa, Arthropoda, Insecta, Hymenoptera, Formicidae.
AUGACCGCUGGCGAGCCGGUCUUUGACGAUCGUAUCGUCAAGAUCGAGACUCACACGUACAACCCGUACGCCAACACGACGUUUGAGUAUAGCGACGAGAUACGAAUACCCAUACAACAACAGGAUCUGUAUACCUUGCCGUAUGAGAGUUUUCUAUACAUCGAGGGAAAACUAAAGAUAAACAAACCAGCUGAAGGAUCUAAUGUGGUACUGGGAAAUAAUUGCGUCGCGUUUAUGUUCGAUGAGAUCCGAUACGAACUCGACGGUGUGGAGAUUGAUCGUAACAGAAAUGUGGGAAUAACUAGCACACUCAAGAACUAUAAUGCGCAGUACGCAUUAACAAGUAGCAAUAACGCGAAUGGAUACUUCAAUUUUUGCGUACCGCUCUACAUGUUAUUGGGAUUUUGCGAGGAUUACAGACGCGUGGUGAUUAACGCUCGUCACGAGUUGAUCUUAAUACGAUCGCACAACGACAACAAUUGUCUGCUUGAAAAUUUGGCACUGGAGCCUGCGAUCGACAUAUUCAAGAUACAAUGGCGAAUGCCACACGUGGUAUUGAACGAGAUCAAUAAGCUGUCGAUGCUGCGCGCCUUGGAAAGCGGACGAUACCUCAGCAUGGGUUUUCGCUCGUGGGAUCUGUACGAAUUUCCGCUAUUGCAGCGUACAACCAAGCAUUCGUGGCCCAUUAAAACCGCGACUCAGCUGGAGAAGCCGCGAUACGUUGUCUUCGUUCUGCAGACAGGCCGGAAGAACGUCAUGUCCGAGGAUACGAGUCGAUUCGACCAUUGCAAAUUGACCAACGUGAAACUCUAUCUGAACUCGGAAUGUUAUCCGUACGACGAUAUGAAUCUAGAUUUCGAUAAAAACAGAUGGUCGAUUCUGUACGACACGUACCAGCGUUUCUGCAAAAACUAUUACGGAUACGAGUAUCUCGAGCCGAAUCUCGCAGUCACGCAGUUUCUACUUAACGGUCCGUUCGUGAUCAUCGAUUGCUCUCGACAAAACGAAUCGGUCAAGAGCGCAACCGUGGAUGUGCGAUUGGAAUUCGAGUGUAAGGAGAACGUGCCGCCGAAUACCACUGCGUACUGUCUCAUCAUACACGAUCGCGUGAUUCAGUACAACCCGUUGACCAACGUUGUGCGCAAAAUCACUUAA